Pangasianodon hypophthalmus (striped catfish) is the source of this 2963-nucleotide messenger RNA. RefSeq lists its product as uncharacterized. The transcript has 2 exons. The coding region runs from base 60 to 2168 and encodes 702 amino acids. The record is from RefSeq and is a predicted model, not a curated record. Lineage: Eukaryota; Metazoa; Chordata; Actinopteri; Siluriformes; Pangasiidae.
UCACAGAGCUGGCAGAGAUCCUCCACACCUUCAGGAUAUCAAGUAGGAACAAGGAAGCCAUGAAUUCCCAAAUUGGAAAGAAAAUUCAAAGCCUCACCACAGCUGAGGAGAUGAGAAACCAAACCAAGCUUGUGAUGCAGCCGUAUGCCAACUGGGAGGAGUAUCUGACUCCUGCUCCACUCUCCAUAGCCAUCCUGGGAGAGCUGGUCUUCAUCUCCUCCAAAACAGAUUUCUCCAUCAACAAGAACCCACCUAAAGAUGGCUACAAGUACAUCAAAUACCCAGAUUCAUUUCGUGCCUGCCUCAUGCAGGUGUGUAACUCUGGCUGGUGGGCUUUCAACGAGGCCCAUAAGAACAUGGAUCAGAUUAGACUCCACACCAUGGCAGUUCCAGAUUACAUGAAGGUGGCUGUGAAGAUCCUGUUCCACGAAAAUGAUGAGGUUAUUCAAGCUCUCCUCCCUGGCCAGGUGGAGAACAUUCGUGUCAUUGCAGAUGACUGUCUUAAGUUGGCCAUUGCAACAGAAGAGCGGUUCACUGAUGUCAUCAAUAUUAUCCAAGAAUUGCUGGAAGCAUGUGUAAAUGCUGAGCACUUUUAUGGGCAGGAGCUGGAUGCUAUCAAGAAGAAACUGGAUGAGGCCAAGCUGAGGAAACAGUCAUCUAAAGAAGCUACUAAAGGCUCAGAGAAUGCAAUGAAUGUCAUGGAAAAGAAACUUAAGGAAGCAUAUGAUAGUUACAACAAAGCAAUGGAUUCACUACCCGGUGGAUGGGAGAUGAUUGGUAUGGAUUUUGUUGCAGGCUUGAAUGAGGGCAUCACAACUUUUAUUAAUGGAGUAACAGCUGUGAUUACUGACCCAUUGUACCCAAUCUAUACAGCUGUCAGUAAAAUUGCUACAAAAAUUCUUACAAAGCGUCAUGCUGAAGGUCAAGAAUCUGCUGUUGAUGGUAUUGAUAUAAUUAAUAUUUAUAGCAAAUCUGCAGAAAUUCUGAUGUGCACAGUGAAUGUACAAGAGUUUGUGCAGCACAACACUAUUAACUGGAAAGACUUGUAUGAUCAAAAGAAUAAAUAUACUGCAACCAAUUUCCAGGCAGAUCAGUUCAAAAGAAUCAAUGAAAGUUUAGAAAAAAGCCCAACCUGCAAAGCAAAAACCGAUGCCCAAGACAUAUGUGAUGAGGGCAUUGCAAUCUGUGCAGAACUAGAAAAGUAUGCACCAGAGGGGAAAUGUGAAGAAACCAAAACAAAGGACCUGAUUGAAAGGAUCAGAAAACUGACUAAAUCAGCUCGAAGGUUCGACAGCAGAAGUAAAGAUGUCACAAAAUCUCCUUCCCUGGCUCCCAAACCACCAAUGAUGUAUAAAGAAGAAAGUAAAUCUGAGAAGAUGAGCGCUUCACAAAGAGCAUCAGAGAACGCCAGGUUCCGCAUAGAGCAGAGCCGCGCUCAACUGAACAAGACCAGAGAGCUCUAUGAUAAGAGUGUAGAGAACAUGAAGAAGAACCAAAAGGAGCUGACUGAAAUCCUGAUCACCAUGAGGAACUGCGAGGUCAAAGAGAUAGACUUUAACACCACUAUACAAAUGCUGGUCAAAGGUAUGGAUGCCAUGGGGAGAGUGAAGGAGCAGUGGGAGAAGAUGGUGCGCUUCUUUCAGAUGGUGUCCAACAUCGUGAAAAACUGCCUGAGCAGAACUCUUAAAGAUUUUGCCUCCACAUCUGAGAAAACACAAUCACUUUCCUAUAAUGCAAAGCUCUUCUGCAAAGACCUGCUCUACAAUCAAGCCUUUCAAGCCACUAACAUCGCCAGCCUCGUCCACAUGAUCUCAGCAACCUACACCGAGAUUUCCACCAAGCACCUAAUGGAUCGUGUCAGCUCUCUGGGAAAACUGAUGACCAUGGACAAGCAAAAGCCAGAGUUUCUUUCUGAGCGUCAGCAGUUACAGAGCUCCUGUGAUGAGGCUCAGAAAGCCAUCUUACUCCUUGUCCUCAAGAACAAGAAUGAGUUUGAAACGAAGAGUGCUGCAAGACAGGAGAAGAUUGACAAAGAGCUGCUCACCAUUCUCCCUGCUGCUGCUCCAGAAGAGAUAAAGAGCAUUCAAGCAGCUGUUGAAAGUGGAUUCAAAGAGGAAGAGAAAGGGGAAAGUGGAUUCACAGCAGAAGAGGAAGCAGACUACGUCUGAGUGAAUGAACAAAAAAUUCUACUUGUCUAUAAUUAUAUCCAGUGAAACACCUAAAGCAUGAAACAAGUGCAACAUAAUUAUCACAGUAUAACUAUUCAGGCUCCUUGUAAAAUGUGUUUUAUAGGGAAUUAUUUUACUUAACCUUACAUUGCUAAUUACAAUAUACAUAAUAAAGAUUCUACAUAAUUCUUUUUUGCAAUUGAUUGGAAAAUAUUCUUCUCAGGAAUCAACUUGAAUUGUACCAUUCACUUCUGUUACAUUUAAUUAACUCACUUUAAAUCUUCCAUUCUAACUGCACUCAUAUUACAAAUAUUACAAACAAUGUUCUUGUGUGUAAUUAAUGCUCUGUCUUAGUGAGAAAGUGACAAAUUUAUUUUGCCCUUCAAAUCAGUAUAUGAAAGUUACUGUUGCUUUAUUUGCUAGUACACUUUAUAAAGUGUUAAAUUUUUUUCAUUAUCUUUGCAGUAAACAAAAAAGACAUUUUUCUUACUUACAUGUAAAAAAUUUAUUACUUUGUGCUCAGUAAUUUCUUAUAUGAUAAUGAGCUUGCCAUUAAUUUCUCUUUGUGUUAUUAUUACAAAUAAUAAUACAAUAUGUUUUUUUUUUUAAAAAGGGAAAAAAAGCCUUUGUCUGGAAAACUAGCAGGUGUUUGCUGAUCUCAUUUGCUUUUUGCAUCUACCUAACAACUUAUGUACUUACAUCUUGUAUUGUUAUAUAUCAGACAUGGUCAUUUACUUCACCUCCAUCUCUAUUCUGUGCUUGCAAUUAAUGAAUAAAAACUAUUAUAAAGGCAAA